GAAAAGAGAAAAAGAAAUAUAUAUAUAGAGAGCGAGUUUGAAUAUGUGGAGAGUCUUAACACGGUCACAACACAUCAGGGCCGUAAUGUGCUGUCCAUGGUGCUGAAAAAUAAUUUCUAGCUCUCUGUUAAAUGAUUCAACAGCGCAUAGAGUUUAAACCAAAGCAACUGGCUGCCUUGGAAGCAACAUAUUAUAUUUUCAUUAUUAUCUGCAUUUCACUUCUUGUACCACGUGGCGUCAGUGUUGAUCCAUCAGGGACAGCGCUACUCUCUGAUACUACUAAGCCCCUCCUGUUUUCAGGCGAUAGGAAUGUUUCUUCAGUCUUUGUUAUAAAGAGGCAGAGGACGGUGGAACAAACACUGGAUUUUCCAACCACAUUAAAACCUCACCUCAGCUGAUAUCUUCCAUAUAGUGCAUUGACAAUACUGAACAUAAUUAUGCCUUCGCCUUGCAGAUGGAGCUAUUUUGGGAUAUAUCUGUGUCUUUUUCUUCUGGAUUGUUAUUGGCAAACGGUGUCUGGGCAGCUCUCCUAUUCCGUCUCAGAGGAGCUAAACCCGGGUAGUCCGGUUGGAAAUAUUGCAAAGGAUCUAAACCUUAAUUCACAAGAGUUGGAAUCCCGCAUGUUCCAGAUUGUUACUGGAUCAAAAAGGAAAUAUUUCGAGGUAAAUCUAAAGACUGGUGUUCUGUAUGUCAGUGAGAGAAUAGACAGAGAGGAGCUCUGUGCAGAGGAACUGAAAUGCUCAGUAAGUGUGGAGGCUGUAAUUAAUAACCCUUUGAAGCUUUAUCGUAUUGACGUAGACAUUUUAGAUGUAAAUGACAACGCCCCAUUGUUUACAACCAAAUUACAGAAUUUGUAUAUCGCAGAGAGCACGUUACCAGGAGUGAAAUUCGCAUUAUCUGAAGCAAGUGAUGCAGAUGUGGGGAGGAACGGCGUCAGUACUUACAAAUUGAGCCAGAAUGAGCAUUUCUCCUUGGCCGUGCACAAAGCAGGGGAUCGUGCGUCUGCUGAGUUAGUGCUGCAGAGAGCGUUAGACCGAGAGAAGCAGCCUGUCAUCACCAUGACGCUGACGGCUAUAGAUGGAGGGAACCCUGCGAAAUCAGGCACCUCACAACUUAUUAUUAAUGUUUUAGAUAUUAAUGAUAACAUUCCGAUAUUCAGUGAAACGUUGUAUAAGACAAGAAUCCCCGAAAACACGCCCGUGGGUACAACAGUAAUCGCUGUGAACGCCACGGACGCAGAUGAGGGCCUGAACAGUGAGAUUGUGUAUUCGCUGAGAAGCAAAGAUCAAGAUCGCGUGCUUGAUAUAUUUGAAAUUGACAGUCAAAGUGGUGUCAUUAAGGUAAAAGGCAAUAUAGACUUUGAGGAGAGAAAGGCGUUUGAGAUACGCGUGGAGGCAAGUGAUAAAGGCCAGCCUCCCAUGUCUGCUCACUGCAAGGUGCUGGUAGAAGUGGUGGACCUGAACGACAACGCUCCUGACAUCACUGUGACGUCACUGCACAACACAGUGAAGGAGGACGCGGGUGUCGGCACCGUGGUUGCGCUGGUGUCAGUCCUCGAUAGAGAUGGGGGGAAAAACGGUGAAGUGAAAAUCCAGAUUAAAAACGAGGUGCCACUCAAACUCGAGACAAACUACAAAAACUAUUAUUCUCUGUUAGUUGCCGGACCCCUCGACAGAGAGACCGUCACUAGAUACAACGUCACCAUCGUGGCCACAGACUCAGGAGCCCCGCCUCUCUCCAGCACCAGUGUAGUUUCUAUACAAGUUUCCGAUGUGAACGACAACGCGCCGCUGUUCCCAGAGCCGCUGAUUAAUGUGUACGUGAACGAGAACAGUCCAGUGGGAGCAGUUAUUAAAAAGGUGACUGCUACUGAUGCGGACAUUGACCAGAACAGUCAGGUGACCUACUCGUUUUUACAAAGUAACAGUAACCCACUACGGUUAUCUACAAUGUUUAACAUCAACUCAGAAACAGGAGAUAUAGUCAGUCUGCAGUCUUUUAACUUCGAGGAGUUGAAAACGUUUCAGUUUAAAGUUCAGGCCACAGACUCUGGUGUUCCUCCGCUCAGCAGCAACGUGACUGUGAACGUUUUGAUCCUGGAUGAGAAUGACAAUAGUCCUACGGUUCUUUCUCCAUACUCUGAGCACGGCUCCGUUAACAGUGAGAGCAUCCCCUAUUCUGCAGAAGCGGGAUACUUUGUGGCAAAGAUCAGGGCUGUAGACGCAGACUCUGGAUACAACGCGCUGCUUUCUUAUCACCUCUCUGAGCCCAAAGGAAACAACCUCUUCCGGAUCGGAACCAGCACCGGGGAAAUCAGGACUAAGAGGAGAAUGAGUGACAAUGACCUGAAAACUCACCCCUUGGUGGUGCUGGUUUCUGAUAACGGAGAACCCUCCCUGUCAGCUACUGUGUCUAUAGAUGUGGUGGUGGUUGAGAGCACAGCUGACAUCCAGACUCAGUUCAGACAUGUGCCCACAAAGGACGAUGGCUUCUCUGAUUUAAACCUGUAUCUGCUGAUCGGCAUCGUGUCGGUGUCAGCCAUCUUUCUGCUGAGCCUCAUCACCUUAAUAGCUGUCAAAUGCCACAGGACAGACAGCAGCUUCAGCAGGUACGGUGCCCCAAUGAUCACCACCCACCCUGACGGGAGCUGGUCUUACUCUAAUGCUACUCAGCAGUAUGACGUCUGCUUCAGCUCAGACACGCUCAAGAGUGACGUAGUGGUUUUCCCCGCACCGUUUCCGCCUGCAGAUGCGGAGCUGAUCAGUAUUAAUGGAGGAGACACUUAUAACAGGACUCAGACUUUACCCACCAAGGAGAAGGUGAGUGAACAGUGAAAGUGUUAUCUUAUGUUAUUAUUCUCGAGGGUUGUGGUUGAGAACAUGCUGCUUCUCGUUUCCUUCGUUGUAUAUAUGAAGACAAUUCACAACGAUGCAACGACUUAUGGUUACAUUUGUAAAUAUGUUGUGUGCGUUAUGUUGUAGUAUAUAGGCCAAGGCAACGAUAAUAGUGAAGUUAAAAACAAUGCGACCUUCAGUAAUUAUUUUGAGACCCUAACUGCAAUAUGUGUGUGUCGUUGUCCAUGGUGCUGAACUCCUCACCACAGUGUGUGUGGUUUCUGCGCUAAAAAGAGGGCAACACUUUUUUUGCGGGUGUCAUCAUCCAUAUUCACCUGACAUCUCUUGCAGUUCUUUAUAUGUAUUAAUGCAUGAUGUGUACCAGAGGUAUGCUCUCCAAAUAAAUUAAUCUUUAAUUUGUGGAUUUAGAGAACAAAACAGAAAUGUUUUAUUCCUUAUUUGCAUUUUCUUGUAUAUACUUUUCUAUUACAAGUUGUCUAUAAAUACGUGGCCUAAAUAAGGGGAAUCAAGCAUAUUUUUGUGAUUUAUGACUUAUACUUAGUACAGAAGUAUGUAGGUUAUUUCUGUGUUUUGUUGUGAGUGUAGUUAUUUCACAUGACCACAUGAGGACAUUGCAGACCAUCACAUUUUGAUCUUCCUCUUUGUUGCUUGAGGCUCCUCCCAGAAUCAGAUGAUGAGGAGGAGGAUGUUUCUCAGGGCUUUGUUACAAAGAGACGCAGUACAGGAGUAGACUGUGUAGCCAUCGUUUAGUCAGUGUUUCAUACAAAGAACGAUAUUGUUCUGAAUUUUCAAGCGGGAUUUUGGAGACUGGAAUCCAUAUGCUCUGUUCACUUUGGAUAACAAUAUGUCGACGCGGAGGAUACGCAACUCAUUCGGGAUUUAUAUAGUCGUUGUUCUCCUGGAUUGUUGCUGGGAAGCGGUGUCCGGGCAGCUCUCUUACUCCGUGUCAGAGGAGGUAAACCCGGGGACUUCAGUGGGAAAUCUCGCAAAAGAUCUAAACCUUAAUGUCCAGGACUUGGAGGCGCGUAUGUUUCAGAUCGUCAGUGGAUCAAAGAGAAAAUAUUUUGACGUAAAUCUGAAAACGGGUGUUCUUUUCGUCAAUGAGAGAAUAGACCGUGAGGAGCUUUGUGCGAAGGCUACAAAAUGCACCGUCAAUGUAGAGGCCGUGAUCAACAAUCCGCUGAAGCUGUAUCGUUUAGAGAUAAAUGUGCUCGAUAUUAAUGACAACGCACCACUUUUCUCUGAGGAUUUGCAGUCGCUAAACAUUGCAGAAAGUACAGCGCCGGGAGGGAAAUUUGGAUUUAUCGGGGCGUCAGAUCUCGACGUUGGUAAGAACAGCGUGAGCACAUAUAGGCUGAGUCCAAAUGAUUAUUUUUCUUUAGAGAUUCUCAAGGGAGGAGACAGCGUGUCUGCUAAGCUUGUGCUUCAGAAAGCUUUAGACCGAGAGACACAGCCUGCAAUAAAACUCACCGUGACCGCAGUUGACGGAGGAAACCCACCCAAGUCAGGGACAUCCUUGAUUAUUAUAAAUGUUUUAGACAUUAAUGACAAUGCUCCGAAUUUCAGUAGCUCUUUAUACAAGGCACGCAUUUAUGAGAAUUUACCAAUAGGUACAACUGUUAUAGUUUUAAAUGCAUCAGACGCAGAUGACGGCUUGAAUGCUGAAAUCGAAUAUUCCUUUAGGAGUAAAGGUCAAGAUCAGGUUUUAGAUUUGUUCCAAAUGGACUCAAAAACAGGUGCGAUUUUAGUGAAAGGUAAAAUCGACUAUGAGGAAAAUCCUGUGUUUGAGAUUCAUGCACAAGCCAGCGACAAAGGCCAGCCCCCGAUGUCUGCAGAUUGUAAGGUGCUGGUAGAAGUGGUGGAUCUCAAUGACAACGCUCCUGAGAUCACUGUGACGUCACUACUAAAUACAGUGAAUGAGGACGCUGAAGUAGGUACUGCUAUUGCACUUGUUUCUGUCCUGGAUAAAGAUGGUGGGAAAAACGGGGCAGUUAAAGCUGUGAUUUCAAACGAUGUCCCCUUUAAACUGGAAACCAAUUAUAAAAAUUAUUACUCUUUAGUUGUUAGUGAUCCGAUUGACAGAGAAUCUCAGGCUCACUACAAUGUUACUAUCAUAUCAACUGAUGAAGGGACUCCACCUCUCUCCAGCACCAACAUAGUUAUUGUUCAUGUGUCUGAUGUUAAUGAUAACCCACCUCGCUUCUCAGAGCCACUGGUUAAUGUUUAUGUGAAAGAGAACAGUCCAGUAGGAGCAAUUAUCAAGACUGUGACUGCAACUGAUAUUGAUAUUAAUCAAAAUGGACAAGUGAGCUAUUCAUUUCUUAAAAGUAACAGUGACACGUUACCAUUUUCUGCAAUGGUUAACAUCAACUCAGAGACAGGAGAUAUAAUCAGUCUGCAGUCGUUUAACUUCGAGGAGUUGAAAACGUUUCAGUUUAAGGUUCAGGCCACAGACUCUGGUGUUCCUCCGCUCAGCAGCAACGUGACUGUGAACGUUUUUAUCCUGGAUGAGAAUGACAACAGUCCCACGGUUCUUUCUCCAUAUUCUGAGCACGGCUCCGUUAACAGUGAGAGCAUCCCCUAUUCUGCUGAAGCAGGAUACUUUGUGGCAAAGAUCAGGGCUGUAGACGCA
This is a messenger RNA of Hippoglossus stenolepis (Pacific halibut), 5487 nucleotides long. Its product is annotated as protocadherin alpha-3-like. The transcript has a single exon. Gene Ontology annotation, molecular function: calcium ion binding. The record is from RefSeq and is a predicted model, not a curated record. Gene Ontology annotation, biological process: homophilic cell-cell adhesion. Lineage: Eukaryota; Metazoa; Chordata; Actinopteri; Pleuronectiformes; Pleuronectidae. Bases 438 to 2834 code for a protein of 798 amino acids. Gene Ontology annotation, cellular component: plasma membrane.